Messenger RNA from Panthera uncia (snow leopard), 3375 nucleotides. It is a transcript of the gene SASS6, whose product is annotated as SAS-6 centriolar assembly protein. Gene Ontology annotation, cellular component: centrosome; centriole. NCBI's taxonomy places the organism in Eukaryota, Metazoa, Chordata, Mammalia, Carnivora, Felidae. The transcript is spliced from 17 exons. The coding region runs from base 96 to 2069 and encodes 657 amino acids. The record is from RefSeq and is a predicted model, not a curated record. Gene Ontology annotation, biological process: centriole replication.
ACUCAAAUUUUAGCAGGACCCGGACGCCUUUCAGCUAGUUCCGCGGGCCGGGCCUGCUGGACUUUUCCGCUCACUGGCACGGGCAGCGGUCCAACAUGAGCCAGGUUCUGUUCCAGGAACUAGUCCCGCUGCAGGUGAAAUGCAAAGACUGCGAGGAGAGGAGAGUAAGUGUUAGAGUGAGCAUUGAACUACAAUCAGUUUCUAAUCCAGUUCACAGAAAGGAUUUAGUUAUUCGUCUGACUGAUGAUACCGAUCCAUUUUUUCUGUAUAACCUUGUUAUAUCUGAGGAAGAUUUUCAGAGUUUAAAAUUCCAACAAGGCCUUCUGGUAGACUUCUUAGCUUUCCCACAAAAAUUUAUAGAUCUUCUUCAGCAAUGUACUCAAGAACAUGCCAAAGAAAUUCCAAGGUUUUUGCUGCAGUUAGUUUCUCCAGCACCUAUUUUGGAUAACUCACCUGCCUUUUUAAAUGUGGUAGAGACAAAUCCUUUUAAGCAUCUUACACACCUCUCACUAAAACUUUUACCUGGAAAUGAUGUGGAAAUAAAGAAGUUUUUAGCCAGCUGUUUGAAAAGUAGCAAGGAAGAAAAAUUAUCAUUGAUGCAAUCACUAGAUGAUGUUACUAGGCAACUGAAUUUCACACAAAAGACCUUAUCAGAAAAAGUGCAAGAAUUAGAUAAGUUACAGAAUGAAUGGGCAUCACACACAGCUGCAUUGUCAAAUAAACAUUCCCAGGAACUAACAAACGAGAAAGAAAAGGCCUUGCAGGCACAGGUACAAUGUCAACAGCAGCAUGAACAACAGAAAAAAGAUUUAGAAAUCCUCCAUCAACGAAACAUCCAGCAGCUACAAAACAAAUUAUCUGAGUUAGAAGCGGCUAAUAAGGACCUAAUGGAAAGAAAAUAUAAAGGAGACUCUACCAUCAGAGAACUGAAAACAAAACUCUCUGGUGUUGAAGAGGAGCUCCAGCGGGCUAAGCAAGAAGUCCUCUCUUUGCGAAGAGAAAAUUCUACCCUAGAUGCUGAAUGCCAUGAAAAAGAAAAGCAUAUUAAUCAGCUACAAACAAAAGUGGCUGUUUUAGAACAGGAAAUCAAGGAUAAGGACCAGCUUGUUUUAAGAACAAAAGAAGCAUUUGAUACAAUCCAGGAACAAAAGGUGGCUUUAGAAGAAAAUGGUGAGAAAAAUCAGGUACAACUAGGAAAACUUGAAGCUACAAUAAAAUCAUUAUCAGCGGAACUUCUUAAGGCAAAUGAAAUUAUCAAGAAGUUGCAGGGGGAUCUGAAAACUUUAAUGGGUAAAUUGAAACUGAAGAAUACAGUAACUAUUCAGCAAGAGAAACUCUUAGCUGAGAAGGAAGAAAAAUUACAAAAGGAACAAAAGGAAUUACAAGAUGUUGGACAGUCUCUCCGAAUUAAAGAGCAAGAGGUAUGCAAAUUACAAGAACAAUUAGAAGCUACAGUCCAAAAACUUGAAGAAAGCAAACAGCUUCUAAAAAAUAAUGAAAAGUUAAUCACAUGGUUAAAUAAAGAACUAAAUGAAAAUCAGCUAGUGAGAAAGCAAGAUGUAUUGGGACCGUCCACCACUCCGCCUGUACAUUCGAGCAGCAACGCAAUCAGAAGUGGGAUUUCUCCUAAUUCUAAUGUGGUUGAUGGUAGACUUACUUACCCAGCCUGUGGGAUUGGUUACCCUGUCUCCUCUGCAUUUGCAUUCCAGAAUACCUUUCCUCAUCCUAUAUCUGCCAAAAAUAACAUCCAUCCAGUUUCAGGACCAAAGGUUCAGUUUAACUUGCAUUUUACAAAACCAAAUACGUCACUAGGAGAUGUUCAAACAGGAACAACUAUUAGUAUGCCUUGCUCAACUGAUAAGGAAAAUGGUGCAAAUUUAGGGCUGGAAUCCAAAUAUCUGAAGAAAAGGGAAGAUAGCAUUCCUUUACGCGGACUCAGCCAAAAUCUUUUCAGUAAUCCAGACCAUCAGAAAGAUGGCACUUUCGGAGCAGUACAGACAUCUUCAAAGCCCCCUGUGCUCCCUUCUGCACCGUCAGCCUAUUUCCCUGGGCAGUUAGCGAACAGUUGAUGCUAGUGUGACCUUUUACUUUUUAUUGAAAUUUUAGAAAUUCACAGGGUUUAAAAAUAUAUCAACAGCAUAGAUCAAAUCCUAAGCCAAGCAAGUUUCCAAGGUUACUUGAGCUUAACGUAUUAGAUCGUUUGGAUCCUUUUUAAAGGACCACUGUCUUUUAUGGCAAGGUAGAGGAGCCCAUGGGGGAUUCUGAGUGAGGAUUCUGAGUAAAUGACACUUUUUAGUGUGUGAACACGGUGUUUUAUAGAAUAAUAGUAUGAAUUUUAUUAAACGAAUCCUUAGAAAUUCUCAGAAGUUCGAAGGAAAGAGUUGGUCCUUUUAAGGGACAUUCUAGUCCUAUUGAGUAUCUGGGUAAAUGAAAACCUGCUCAGACAGAAUAUGAAACCAAAGAAUGUUAAUAAUUCAUUUUAUUUUCAUUGGUAAAAUAAAAGUUUUGACACCUGAGAAUUAUGAGGGAAAAUGAUUAUCUCCAAAGAUAGUAUUAUUGAUGUUUAUAGUAAAGGGAAAAGUCCUAAAAUUACCUUGAAUGAAUGAAAAUAAAUCCUUCAUAGCAAAUAAAUAUUUUCCUUGCAACCUCUUUAAAUUAGCUAUUAAACAAGUCUACUUAUUUUGAUAAAUUAUAAAAAUAAUUUGGACAGCAUAUUUACAUAACCAGAUUAGGCAGAAAGUGCUUUUAAUCAUUUUAACUGCAAAGUUUAUAGGAUUUUAAUGUUUUCUGGAAGUCUUGACACAUCUAUUUUUUUCUCUUUUUUGAAUUUCAUGAGUUUGUUUUGCAGUUACAUCUGUAUUAGAAUAUUUUAAAAAUUAGUACUAUAAAAAAUACUGGAAGAGCAUCAUGAAUAUUCAUUGUAUUUGUUUUUUUAUAUCAAUGGGUUCAUUUUAACAUUUGCUUAAUAAAGUAGGCAAAUUGAGUAACUGUUAGAAGUUAACAGCUGUUUUCCCUGUAACCAAGUGUUUCAAGUAAGAAUUACUUGGAAAAAAUUAGGUAAAAAAAAAUUCACCCAGUAUCAGAGGGUCCCCAAUUUGUUUUCUUGCUGACCACCACCCAGUACAGAGCAGCAUUGUCUUAUGAAACCUAUAAAUCAGUUUUUGUUUGCAAAGAUUGCUAAUACUUGUGUGAUAUUUAAAAAACCAUUUUGAAGAGGGGCGCCUGGGUGGCUCGGUUGAGCAUCUGAUUUUGGCUCAGGUCAUAUCUCAAGGCUCCUGAGUUUGAACCCUGCGCGUUGGCCUCUGUGCUGACAGCUCAGAGCCUGGAGCCUGCUUCAGAUUCUGUGUCUCCUUCUCUCUCUGCCCCACCACCCCC